GACCGGAAGUGACGCGAACGAGUUCCGGUUGGUCGGAGCCCAGCGGCGGGUGUGAGAGUCGGUCAGGAGCUUCUUCCAGGAUCCUGAGAUCCGGGGAAGCCCGUGUCAGAGCGUUUUAGAGAAAUCUACAGCUAUUUUGGAGUAGUCUGUGACUGAAUGUACUAAAUAAUCCAGUUAAGGACACACACUUUGUUAAAGCAAGAAAGGUUACUGAAGACUUAUAGAGUUGAUUUCAACAACUGAAUUCUUACAAACAAAAUCGAUGUUACAAUACUUUCAUUGCAAACUCCUCAAGAGUUUUUGAUCUAUGAAAUGGCAGAGAAUGGAAAAAAUUGUGACCAGAGACGUGUAGCAAUGAACAAGGAACAAUAUAAUGGAAAUUUCACAGACCCCUCUUCAAUGAAUGAAAAGAAGAGGAGGGAUCGGGAAGAAAGGCAGAAUAUUGUCCUGUGGAGACAGCCACUCAUUACCUUGCAGUAUUUUUCUCUGGAAAUCCUAGUAAUCUUGAAGGAAUGGACCUCAAAAUUAUGGCAUCGGCAAAACCUUGUGGUGUCUUCUUUACUGCUGCUUGCUAUGCUUAUAGCUACGUAUUAUGUUGAAGGAGCACAUCAACAGUAUGUGCAGCGUAUAGAGAAACAGUUUCUUUUGUAUGCCUACUGGAUAGGCUUAGGAAUUUUGUCUUCUGUUGGGCUUGGAACAGGGCUGCACACCUUUCUGCUUUAUCUGGGUCCACACAUAGCUUCAGUUACGUUGGCUGCUUAUGAAUGCAAUUCAGUUAAUUUCCCUGAACCACCCUAUCCUGAUCAGAUUAUUUGUCCAGAUGAAGAGGGUAUUGAAGGAUCCAUUUCUCUGUGGAGCAUCAUCUCAAAAGUUAGGAUUGAGGCCUGCAUGUGGGGUGUGGGUACAGCAAUUGGAGAGCUGCCUCCAUAUUUCAUGGCCAGAGCAGCUCGACUCUCAGGUGCUGAACCAGAUGAUGAAGAGUAUCAGGAAUUUGAAGAUAUGCUGGAACAUGCAGAGACUGCACAAGACUUUGCCUCCCGGGCUAAACUGGCCAUUCAAAACCUAGUACAGAAGGUCGGAUUUUUUGGAAUUUUGGCUUGCGCUUCGAUUCCAAAUCCACUAUUUGAUCUGGCUGGAAUAACAUGUGGACACUUUCUUGUACCUUUUUGGACUUUCUUUGGUGCAACCCUGAUUGGAAAAGCAAUAAUUAAAAUGCAUAUUCAGAAAAUCUUUGUUAUAAUAACAUUCAGCAAACACAUAGUGGAGCAGAUGGUGGCUUUCAUUGGUGCUGUCCCCGGCAUAGGUCCAUCUCUGCAGAAGCCAUUCCAGGAAUACCUGGAAGCCCAGCGGCAGAAGCUUCACCACAAAAGCGAAACGGGCACACCGCAGGGAGAAAACUGGUUGUCCUGGGUGUUUGAGAAGUUGGUCGUUGUAAUGGUGUGUUACUUCAUCCUGUCCAUCAUUAACUCCAUGGCACAAAGUUAUGCCAAAAGAAUCCAGCAGCGGUUGAACUCAGAGGAGAAAACUAAAUAAGCAGGAAAUGUUUUUAACAGAAGAAAUUAUAAUAGAUGGGUUCUGCCUUAAUUGGGAGGACUCGAAACCAGGAAGGAAAAUUCCCUUUUCCAUCCUGUAUCACUUUAAUUUUUUUUUCCCCUGAAAGCAGAUUAGUCCAUAUUUUGCACUGACAUUCGUUUCCUUUGUGUGUUAAGGUAAGGUAUCCACCCUCAAUUUAAUUCAAGUUGUGUUUUAUUAGGGUGGAAUGUGAUGUUCAGCAGCAAACUUAAGAGUAACUGGCCUUCUGUUUUACUUUCAAAAGGCCCACGUGGUACAAUUAAAGAAUUCCGGACACCAUAAAAAAAAGUUCCUAAAUAUGUUAAAUAUGUCAAGCUUUUUAGGCUUGUCAAAAAUGACUGCUUUGUUUUUGAGUCAUCAAAAUGUAUAUAAAUUAUACUAGAUUGGAUAGCCUUGCAUGUCUAUCAUGAUAAAAUUUAAGAUGCCAUCGUGCCCAACCCUUCCUUUCCCACCUACAAAAAAAGGCCAUUUUAUGAUGCAUUGCACACCCUCUUGGGAAAUUGAUCUUUAAAUUUUGAGACAGUAUAAGGAAAAACUGGUUGGUGUCUCACAAAUGAACUGACACCAUUUUUUAUUCUGUAUAUUUAGAAUGAAGUCAUAAAAAACUUUAUAAAGACCUCUUUGAUCAUUCCAAAAUUGUGUUUGUUUUCUUGAGCGUUUUGAUUUUUCACUUCCUUUUAGCUUCUACUAACUGAUUGGCAGGCAUCCUUGCCAAAUCCAUAAUUUCUUAAGCCUUCAUUUCUUUGCAUGAAAAGAGCCACCACCAGGACAUGUUGUGUUAGGCUGGAAUUGGACAGCUAGCUACACACUGCUGAAAUGACACCUUAGGGAUUGCUGUAGUGAGGUGAAAACAGUUGGUUUGUGAAAACAGUUGGUAGUAUAUAAAUCAAAGAACACUGGAGAGAGAAAUAACUCAUUUAAAAAGAAAACACAACUUCAUAUGUUAAUUUUAGCUCAGCAUGUACUCGUUUUUAACAAAUUUCUUUUUUAAAAUAACCUAAUUUUCUUGCCUUUUUCAGUAAGUAUUUUGUUAUGUGAUUUUUCUUUUGGGAUAUUUCUGGUUUAACUUGGUCAUUUUGUUUUUGCUUGGGAGGAAAAUAAACAAUUUCACUUUUUUCCCUUAGGAAAAUUGGUACUGACAUUAUGUUAAGAAUAGAAUGGGGUUUAAAUCUCAGCAGGCCAGAAAUGCCUGAUUUAUCAAAUCCUGCCUGAAUGUCUGCUUGUUUUGCCUACCGUCGUGACAUCUCCAUGGCUGUACCACCUUGUCGGGUAGCUUAUCAGACUGAUGUUGACUGUUGAAUCUCAUGGCAACAGCAGUCGAUGGGCUGUCUGACAUUUUGGUAUCUUUCAUCUGACCAUCCAUAUCAAAUGUUCCCAUUCAAACAUUACCCUCAGUCAUGGUUUAUGAUCAGAAACUUUGGUCCUUAUGUCUAGUGGCACUUUGAAUCUCUUAUGCCAUGGUAUUGCAGCAAUAUCAAGAUGAUUUUAUGGAAAAUUGGGAUAGUCUGCAUCACCACAGCUAAAUAAAUAAAGUGUAAGCAACCUGCCUUGCGGGUUUUGAAAAGGUUUUUUCUCCCUCACCCAGGGACUUUCUAGCAGUAUGACUGUUAUCUUACUUGAAAAACAGUACCCAAAUGCUUUGUUUUAGAUAGCUUCAAUUAACAACAUAAUUUUUUAGAUUCUUUAGGAUUAGUGUAAAUUUCUAAUCUUCCAGUUGUGUUUCAUCUUCACCUGCAUUUUAUUUGGUGUUUGUCUAAAGAAAGAGGAAAGCAAAUAUGAAUUGUACUAUUUGUACUAAAUCUUUGGGAUUUAUUGGUAAAUUUAUUUCAGGGUAAGGUGUUAGAAAAAGAAAAAACGAUGUGUCUUAGGCUGAAGCUCUAAGUGAUUAACUUAAUGAUUGGUUUGUUUGCUCUUUCAAAUGAAUUUGCUUUGAAAACAAAUGAAGAGCAGCUCUCUUCCUUUUUCUCCUCCUUUCCUCCACUAAGUGUGGCAUGCUCAGGUGAUCCUGUUGGAUUCCAGCUGGAGUAGUAUGCUUCUCUUGUGUUCCCGUGGUUGAUUUGUUCCUUUCUUGUGUCCAUCAAAAGUGGACGCAAACAACUACAUGAUCCCAAAGAUAUCCCUAGUUAAUUCCAGCUGAUAGGAGACCAAAAACUUUGUAAAUGGAUACCUUGAUAUUACUGCAAAUAAAAAAAGGACCUGGGAAUUCUGAUUCCAUCUCUA
Molecule: messenger RNA, 3792 nt
Organism: Pteropus alecto (black flying fox)
Lineage: Eukaryota; Metazoa; Chordata; Mammalia; Chiroptera; Pteropodidae
Gene: VMP1
Product: vacuole membrane protein 1
Exons: 14
Coding region: 313-1533 (406 amino acids)
Biological process (GO): autophagy; Golgi organization
Cellular component (GO): endomembrane system; membrane; endoplasmic reticulum
Source: RefSeq, a predicted model, not a curated record